AUGCUCUUUAGGCACGCAUCCCACACGCUGCACCUGCAAAGCCGGUCGCGGGUUUUCAGUCGGGCCAGUCAGGGUGCCGUUGCCUGGCAGACGGAAUUCGCUGGACUCAGCUCGAGCUCAAAGUCGAGAGCUGCGCUGCCGGCGCCUUCCACACGGCAGGUGCCAGCUGCACAGACAGGGACGGCUCUCACCAGCCCAACGGGCACCUCCAACACCAAACCACCAAGCUUAGCUGCUUCCACGUCCUUCACUGCUCGCUUCCAUAUGGGUCCGCAUGCCCCGCCCCCUCCAUCUCCCUCCCUCCCCAUCAACUCCUCCAAAAUCUCGUCACACCGCACCGCGCAAAUUGCUCGCCAUCUAUCAUUAGCUUCUUGUGCAAUUCAACCAUCCAGGAAAAUGGCUUCCGAGUAUAGUCUUCGCAAAACCGGUGCUGCCAACACCUUUGAGCAUCGAGUCUACAUCGAGAAAGAUGGUGUCCCCGUCUCUCCCUUCCAUGACAUUCCCCUCUAUGCCAAUCGAGACCAAACUGUCCUCAACAUGGUAGUUGAGAUUCCUCGAUGGACCAAUGCUAAGCUCGAAAUUUCCAAGGAGGAGCUACUCAACCCUAUCAAGCAGGACACCAAGAAGGGCAAGCUUCGAUAUGUCCGCAACUGUUUUCCCCACAAGGGCUAUCUGUGGAACUACGGUGCCUUCCCCCAGACUUGGGAGGAUCCCAAUGUUGUGCACCCCGAGACCAAGGCCAAGGGUGACAAUGACCCUCUUGACGUGUGUGAAAUCGGCGAGCUUGUCGGUUACACUGGACAGGUCAAACAGGUCAAAGUACUGGGCGUCAUGGCUCUCCUUGAUGAGGAGGAAACCGACUGGAAAGUCAUCGUUGUUGACGUCAAUGACCCUCUUGCGCCAAAAUUGAACGACAUUGAGGAUGUCGAGCGCCAUCUUCCGGGUCUUCUUCGAGCCACCAAUGAGUGGUUCCGUAUUUACAAGAUUCCCGAUGGCAAGCCCGAGAACCAGUUUGCGUUUACCGGGGAAUGCAAAAACAGAGAGUACGCCAUGGACGUGGUCCGUGAGUGCGCGGAAGCUUGGGAGCGUCUCAUUACUAAAAAGGUCGAUCCGAGGGGAGUCUCCAUUGCCAACACGACUGUUGCUCAUUCGGCCGACCGCCUGAACCCCGAGCAGCUACCGCCUCUGCCUCCUCACCAGGAGCUUCCCGCAGAGAAGAUCGACAGUUCUAUUGACAAGUGGUUCUUCAUCAGCGGUGCUUCGGCCUAG
This is a messenger RNA of Ustilaginoidea virens, 1269 nucleotides long. RefSeq lists its product as uncharacterized. The transcript has 5 exons. Gene Ontology annotation, cellular component: nucleus; cytoplasm. Lineage: Eukaryota; Fungi; Ascomycota; Sordariomycetes; Hypocreales; Clavicipitaceae. Bases 1 to 1269 code for a protein of 422 amino acids. Gene Ontology annotation, biological process: phosphate-containing compound metabolic process. The record is from RefSeq and is a predicted model, not a curated record. Gene Ontology annotation, molecular function: inorganic diphosphate phosphatase activity; magnesium ion binding.